GAAGUACGGCGGCACAAAUAUCGCCCGUCUGGGUUUGCUUUUUUUUUUUUUGUUAAGGGGUUUAACGUUUCCAAAAGUUGACCUCUGCAAGUAUGCAGUCCGAAUCGGGGAUAGUUCCCGACUUCGAGGUCGGAGAGGAGUUUCAAGAGGAGCCUAAAACGUAUUACGAAUUGAAGAGUCAACCCUUGAAAAACAGCAGCCCGUCGGACCAGCACAGCUCCUCCAAGCCCCCGCUGAGCUCCUCGGCCAUGACAUCACGCAUCCUACUGCGGCAGCAGCUGAUGCGGGAGCAGCUUCAGGAGCAGGAGCGGCGGGAGCAGCAGAGACAACAGGCCUCCCAGUACCCACAAACCACAGCAGCUCAGAGCCCCGCCAUCAAUGUCAGUGUCCCAGCCAGUUUGCCUCCUGCUGCCCAGGUGCCAAUGGAGGUGCUCAAGGUCCAGACUCACCUGGAGAACCCAACCAAGUACCACAUCCAGCGCUCUCAGCAGCAGCAGGUGAAGCGGUACCUGGGAAAGCUUGGCUCUCAGGUGUUGAGCUUGCCCUGCCACAACCAGUCCUCUGACCACGGGGGCAUGCCGCCAGGGCCGGGCAACAGCGCCCCCAACAGCCCUAUGGCCUUACUGACCCUGAACUCUAACUGCGAGAAAGAGAUGGAUGAUGUCAUUGAUGACAUUAUUAGUCUGGAGUCCAGUUACAGUGAUGAUAUCCUCGGCCUGAUGGACCCAGGACUUCAGAUGGCUAACACGAUCCCCGUGAAUGCUAACCUCAUGGACAUGUAUGGUAAUCAGGGUAUGCCCCAGCAGGGUCUGCCCAUCAGCAACUCCUGCCCUGCCAACCUGCCUAACAUCAAAAGGGAAUACUCUGUUUCACAAUCCCCUGCCAUCAUGCAUAUGCUGGAUAAGUCUGGAUCCUGCGGCAAAUUUGACAACUAUCAGAGGCCUGAAGGGUUCCCUGUUGAAGCUGAGGUAAGAGCAAUGGCAAAGGAGAGACAGAAGAAGGACAACCAUAAUCUGAUUGAGAGAAGACGACGGUUUAACAUCAACGAUCGAAUCAAGGAAUUGGGCACUUUAAUUCCUAAAUCCAAUGACCCGGACAUGCGCUGGAACAAAGGCACCAUCUUGAAGGCUUCAGUGGACUACAUCAGGAAACUACAGCGGGAGCAGCAGAGGGCCAAAGAGCUGGAGAAUCGCCAGAAGAAGCUAGAGCAUGCCAAUCGACAUCUGAUGUUACGGAUACAGGAGUUAGAGAUGCAGGCGCGGGCUCACGGUCUGGUCAUCACCUCCUCAGCACUCUGCGCUAGUGAACUUGCGGCCCGGUCCAUUAAACAGGAGCCUUCCCUGGAGGAUUGUCGCCAGGACCUGUACACGCUCCACCCCCAUCACCAACACCACCCGGCCUGCACUCCAGAACCACCCAGCGCCCUGGAGCUAAACGAAGGCCACUCUAACUUCCCCGAGGGCCACUACAGUGUUCACUGCAAGCCGGGCUCCAAACUCAACGACAUCCUCAUGGAAGAUAACUUAUCACCGGUGAGAGGGGGGGACCCUUUGCUCUCGUCAGUCUCCCCAGACACCUCAAAGGACAGCAGUCGCAAGAGCAGUGUAAGCAUGGAUGGAGAUGAGCAGGGCUGUUAGCACCCCCUACUGGAAGACCCCUCACCUGCAUCUCCAACCGUCUCCAUCCUGCUGCAAGUGUUCCUGUCAGCAGCUAACACACUCCCAGCUGCUGGAGAGGCUUCCUCCCGUUUGUGUCAUUUGUUUGUUGUGUUGUUUUUUUUCUCCCCCGCCCACGUUUACAUGUAUUGAAUCUUUUCCAGUCAUGUUUUUUUUGUUAGUUUAUUUGUGAUAUCUUCAUGUUUUCAAGCCCUCAACCUUGAUUACAAGGACUGAUUAAAAAGUUUGCUUUAAUCAAUACUUUGAUGACAAUGAGUUACAAAAAUAGACGUUUUUAUAUUUAAAAAAAAUAUGCAUUCAUCUUUGAAUAGAGGCUAGGUUAUGCUUAUUUCUAUUGAUUCCAAAGAAUCUAGGGAAGUUAUAAAUCGUGGUCAGAAAUGUAGAUAUGUAGAUUUUGUGUUGAGAUGAACACUGCUUUUUAAAUCACUAGCAAUAAUAGGACAAAAAAAAAUCUAUUUAUUACUAUAGUGCUUUACACUCCUUGUGUCUUAGAUUGAACUUGAAUGUGCCAAUGCCUUAUUAAGAUGUGUAUACAUCGAUGUUGUAUUGCUAUGCACAUUUUUUGGCUGUUAUCUGAGUCUUUGUCAGUCUUCCAGUUGAAAUUUCUUCCUUGACAAAUAUUAAUCAUUUGUAGAUUUGAUCUUAUUUAUGUUUCUAUGUAAACAGGACUUUAUGUAUACAUUUCCCUAAAAAUGUAUUUAAAACAAGGCAUUUAAAAGAGCCUUUUUAAAGUAAUGAAAAUAAUAAAUAAAUGAAUGCACAUUAAAAAUAGCAAGCUAAAAUGUCUCCUUCGAGAUUCACCAUCCUGAUGCAUCCUGUAACCACCCAGUGCUGACUGCUCAGCAGUGUGUACCAGAUAUAUUACCAAUAAACAUUCCUCACUGCCAAAACCACCAAAAUACUUAAAUUUAACCAAAAUAAUUAAGAUUUUUUUAAUAAUGCAGUCAGAAAACCAGUCGAAUCUUAGCACAAAUCAAAAUCAUAAAGCCUGUUGUAGCUCUGACACACGCACAAGAAGCUGAUGAUAGAUCUGAUUGUUACAUAAUUCUGUAAAUCUUUGAUAGAUGAUUAACGCAAGAUGAAGAUGAAUCAGUUUUUAAUGUAUUCUUGUCUCUAGUGUUCAGACAAAACUGGUAAACCUGCUCCUAUCUAUCACACACAGUGUACUACUUCAGACAUGUGUUGAUACAAUGCUGAGUUUUUAUAAUUGUCCAUCCAUUUCCUAAAUUAUUGUUUUUUUUACACCACUGUGGUGACAUUUCAAAUUCAGGAUUUUUUUUUUCCAUUAUGUGAACAUUUAUAUUGCCAAGGAGUAUAAGGAGACUGCUUUGGGAUUUUGUAUGAAAUGCAUGACAUUGUCAAAACACUGGAAUGACCUCUGUAAUUUGAAAUGUGGUUUGUUCGCCUUUUUUUUUUUUUUAUCUAAGCAUAAACUAACUAUUGUAUUUGGCUUUUCAAAUGCAUACAGAAUAUUGUAUGAGAUUGCAGAUUCUUUAUGGUGUACGGUUGUUGUAUAUUUCAGCAGCUUAUUUUCAACAGUUGUAACACAUAGCAUAAGUAUGCCUUUGUUAAUAUCUACCUGCCAUACAUUGAGAGCCCUGUUACAGCACAGCCUUCAUUUUGUUAAACUAUGCAAUGGUUGAAGUUGUGUCUGCAGAGCAGCAUCGUGUCUCGACAAUGUGAUCUCCUUAUGACUUAGUGUAAACAGUGUCAAAGUAAUUAUCUUUUAAAUUGAUUUAAGUGCCUUACAGUCGUUUCAGUUACCCUGGUGAUGUAAGAGGAGUUGUAGACAGUGAUGCAAAAUUUUGUUGAUGUUUAUACUGGUAUUUGGUGCUUAAUGAAGUAACUGAAGAGUGCCAAAGUACGUUAGAAAGCAGUAGGAAAGGGCUGUUUGUCAGUACAACAUAACACUAUAAACCUCUCAGACUCAACAACCACAAAAAUAUAGUUUGUUAUGAUGGAGCCCCAAAGUGUUCAUUACUAAAUAAGUAAAUAUGGCAUUAUGAAAUGAAUAUCAUAAAAAUAAAUAGAGUAACACAUUAAAGUAAACCAUUGAAUUCGGAAAUAAUAAAUUAUUAAAACCCAUUAUCAUUAAUUAAUGGUAUUUCAUCAUUAAAUUCAUAUUACAGUGUUUUAUUUAGUUAGCAUUUAUUAUUGCACUUUUUUUUUUAGCUCAGUACCCUUUUACAAAAUUCUGUUUUACUUAAUAAUAGUAUUUUUCCUAUUGAAACUUAUAUUUCAAAAUUAUUACCACCCAUUUACCACUUAGGCAAUCACUUAAUCCAGCCUAUAGGUUUAACAACAACCAGAAAAUUUAGCCAACAGCUACCGUUCCCUACAGCAACAACAACAUCAAAACUAAUACUGACUACCUGUUGCAGAAACCAAACACAGCAACUAGCCAGCCACUACCUUCAUUAGGCAGAACAUGGCGACAAAUGCUACCUGGCUAGCAAGCUAACACGUAAGGUUAGCUAGUGAACUUGGAUUAUAUAGAGCCGGUGUUGGCAGCAGCUAAUUCAGUGUUGUCCUGGUAAUGUCGUGUCUCAUAUUGUUAUUCAACAACAGCCAAAAUUUAGUCAGCGGCUCCCGUUAGCUGGAUCAACGACAGUAACGUUACCAAAACUAAUACUGACUAGCUGCUGCAGUUUCCAAACAUAGUUACUACCCACUACUUUUAUUUAACACAAUAUGGCAACAAAUGCUACCUGGCUAGCAAGCUAACAAGCUAGGUUGGCUAAUAAACUUCGAUUAUGUAAAGCCAGUGUCAGUAGCAGCUACCUCAUUAAUUCAAAGUUAUCUUGGUAACGUUGUGUCUCUAAAUUUAUUGAACAGCCAUAAAAUUGAACAGUGGCUGCUGUUAGUUAGUGCUAACGUUACAACAGUGCCAAAACUAAUAUUGAUGUCUAAACUUAUUUAGCAACAGCCACAAAAUUUAGCCAGCAGCUCCCGUUAGCUAGAGCAACGACACUACCAAAGUUAAUGCUGACUAUCUGCUGUAGCAACCAAACAUAACUAACUCCUCAUUUAUUCAGCAGAACAUGGCUACAAAUGCUACCUGGCUAGCACGCUAACUAGCUAGGUUGUCUUGUAAACUGGGCUUACUUUAGCUGCGUUCAGUUGGGGCCAUGUUUACGGUGUUAAUGAGAACAGCCCAUAUGAACGCAGCCCUCUUGGUGUACAUGACUUCUCAUAUCCUAAGCACAAGCUAACAAGUUCCAUUUUAACACAAUAGCACAAAAUGGCUGCAAAUGCUACCUGGCUAGGAAGCUAACUAGCUAGGUUGCCUUGUAAACUCAGAAUAUGUAGAGCCAGUGUGAACAGUAGUGGCUAACUCAUUCAUUCAGUGUUGUGACUUUCAAGUUAUUGUUUACAGAAAGAUAAAUAGAGCAUAAAUAUUUGGUUGCUGUAGCCAAAAGGAGCCAGCUGGUUAACAGUUUUGGCUGUUAGUGAAAUGUCUUGUGCCUUUCAGAAGAUGGCUCUUGACUCUUAAUCUUGUAAUAUUUUACUUAUUUUACUUUAUUUCAUUAUGUCUUAUUUAUUUAAUAUAGAACAUGUUGGGGUGGCUGCUCAUUUUGUUUUUAUCUUUUUUAAGGUCAAAUUCUUCCCUGAAGGCAGUGUUUCCACAGUUGUACUGAAUAUUCAGCAUCCUUUCAAGACUAGUAUGAAUGUAGUUCAAAGUGAUGACUGCCAAAAUGUGUUGCUAAAAUUAAAUAUACAGUAAGUUUAUAUAAAUAGCAUUUUUUAACAGCUUAGCUAAUGCACCUGAUAGUGGUGUUUAUCUUCUGCAGUUACAAGCAAUACUCAAGAUGUAAUGGCAGUCAAGGCCAUCAGUAAACUACAGGUGAAAGUUCAGUCAUGUACCUGGAAAACAGUAAAAUAACUUAAGAUCUUCUUAAUAAUAUAUUUUCUAGAACUUUCAACUACAUCUCACAGUCGUCAUCAGCAGAUGGAGAUGGCUCAGCUGUAGUCACGUGACAGUGAAGUUGUAUGGAACUUCUGUUGAAGACCAUGAGAUGUGGUUGAAAGCCCAGAAAAAGCCAGUAAGUGGACCUUAAGUUGAUUUUUUUUUGUUAUGGCUUCAGAGGACUGCAAAAUGGCCUUUAUGGUGACACCAUUAGUGCAAUACACAGUCCCUUUGACUGAAACUAGAUGAGCUUUUUUUUUAAUGUAAUAAAUACAUAAAUCAUCCAAACUGAGAUGUGACAGGUUACAAUGAACAUCAGCAUCACAGGUGAUGGUGGCAGCACUUAAUUUAAAAGCCAUCACUACGACUGAUUUCUCAUAAUGAAUCUCCCAGCUGUUAAUUAUUAUGGCACAUUAUGGGUAAACCACUAAUGAAUAACCACGUUAGCUCGAUUUAGACCUCCUCUGCUCACUCUCAUUCCUGUGGUUCACACAGAGAACGUUAAACUCUGCUGAUGUUGCUACUGUUCUUAUUGUUACAGUUUAUAUGAGAUGAAUGUAGCAAUAGUUACUGUAAGCACUGGUUUCAGAUUAGUGAACUCAAACUCAUUGGUACUCAAUGUGGAAACUAUCUUAUGAGAAAUAUUAAAAGUUUUAUUUGAA
This is a messenger RNA of Epinephelus lanceolatus (giant grouper), 6245 nucleotides long. Its product is annotated as microphthalmia-associated transcription factor-like. Gene Ontology annotation, molecular function: RNA polymerase II cis-regulatory region sequence-specific DNA binding; protein dimerization activity; DNA-binding transcription factor activity, RNA polymerase II-specific. Lineage: Eukaryota; Metazoa; Chordata; Actinopteri; Perciformes; Serranidae. Gene Ontology annotation, cellular component: nucleus. The record is from RefSeq and is a predicted model, not a curated record. Gene Ontology annotation, biological process: melanocyte differentiation; regulation of transcription by RNA polymerase II.